Cyphellophora europaea CBS 101466 is the source of this 4059-nucleotide messenger RNA. RefSeq lists its product as uncharacterized. Gene Ontology annotation, cellular component: nuclear pore inner ring; nuclear pore. Lineage: Eukaryota; Fungi; Ascomycota; Eurotiomycetes; Chaetothyriales; Cyphellophoraceae. The record is from RefSeq and is a predicted model, not a curated record. Gene Ontology annotation, molecular function: structural constituent of nuclear pore. Gene Ontology annotation, biological process: protein localization to nuclear inner membrane; protein import into nucleus; transcription-dependent tethering of RNA polymerase II gene DNA at nuclear periphery. The transcript has a single exon. Bases 1 to 4059 code for a protein of 1352 amino acids.
AUGGCGGCAGACAUCUAUGCCACGCCGAUGCGCCCUGUCCCUGGCAUCUUCCCUAAGACGCCCGCGCUCCCGAACCAAAUGCCACAGCCGAUUUUCCAGAGACCGAUCCCAGAGCUCCAGCGAACACCCUCCGCGAAUCCUCCUGCCGCUCCAACAACACAGCAGCAACCUGAGGCUCUAAAGCCAGAACAAAGAGCCGCAAAAUACAUCAAUGAGGCGUUGAACGAUGAAGCGCAGUUUGCUGAUAUUGAUGCGUAUCUACCACCUGGACCCUCUUCGGAGUAUGAGGUGCAGACAUCCACAACAUGGGCACCAUUCCAAAAAGCGCGGGUUUAUCAGAUUCCAGAUCAGGUGUUCGAGCAAUACAAUCACUCGAAUCUGACCACUUUGAUGGGCCUGUUCGCGGAGUUGAGACACGCGUGGGUCUCGAUCGAUAACGGGCUCUAUCUUUGGGACUAUACCGCCAACAACCCGGAGUUGUUUGGCUUUGAGGACCAGCCACAUAGUAUUACUGCCGUCGAGCUGGCAGUACCAAAACCGGGCGUUUUUCUUGACACUGUCAGAAACAUGAUUGUGCUAGCGACAACGUCAGAGAUCUCGUUACUAGGCCUGAUUACAGAAAUGGUUGCUGGAGCGCCACAGCUGUCCGUCAUCAAGACGGGUAUGUCUGUGUCAGUAAGAGGCAUGGAUGUGUCCGUGAUUGCCCACUCGAAGACAACAGGCAGAAUCUUCUUUGGCGGCACCACGGACAAUGAUUUAUACGAGCUGGUAUACCAGCAGCAAGACGGCUGGUUCCGAGGCAAGUGCAACAAGAUCUGCCAUACACGAACUACGGUGCAGACCUUGACAAUGUCCCUACCAGCCCUUGGGUCACGCCCCUCAGAGUAUGUCGAACAGAUCAUCGUUGAUGAUAGCCGGAGUCUUGUGUACACGCUCUCCUCAAAAUCCAAUAUCAGGGUCUUCUUCAUGAAAUCUGAUGGCAGUUUGACGCUAUGCAUCACCAAGUCGGCCAGUGACCUCUACUCGAAGGUCUCACACUUAGUCACCCCAAACGAAUCGCUCAAUCCUCGGAUCGCAAUUGUCGCAAUCUCUGCGAUCCCUCAACAAGAGGCAGCACGAUAUUCUUUGGUAGCAACUACUGCCACGGGAUAUCGGAUCUACUGCAGCACUACUAGCUCAGGUUUCUGGGGUUCCCAAAAUCCCGGUGGACCAGCCAGUAUGGAGCCUCAACACGUCAGAAUACCGCCUUCAACACCAGCAGUGUUUGUCUCUAAUACCGUCCGCGCUCAUUCCGGCUCACAGCAAGCCAACAACAUGCAUGCACCAGUCAAUACCCUCAUCCAGACACGCCUGGCUAAGAGAUUCCCACCGGGAUACUUCUUCUGCUUUACGACGAAAGAUCAAAAUGCUCCAACCGAUUCCCUCUUUAUUUGCGCGCCAGAUGCUGGCCGAGUAAUCAGACCAGCCGAGAUGGGGCAGCUAAGCAAAUCCGCCGAAUCGGCCGUGUGGAUCCAGCUGGGUAGCAAGGCCGAAGACAUCGGCGCUUCGACACCGUAUAUCGCGCCCUCGACAACUCCGAGAGGCUUCGGUAAUGAUCUUGCCGUGCAAUUCGACCAGCCCAUACCGGAGAUCGCCAUCCUCACAAACACUGGUAUCCAUGUCAUCAAACGGAGAAGACUUGUUGAUAUCUUCGCUGGACUGGUACGGCAGGGCGGUGGGACUGAAGGCUUCCAGAACGAUAUCAAUUAUCUCAUGAGAACGUACGGCCGCACAGAGACACUUGCAACUGCCCUUGCCGUGGCAUGCGGACAGGGAGAAGAGGUAACUUCGGAGAGCAGAUCCACUCGCAUUCUCGAUCCAGACGUGCUAGAAGUGGCACGCAAAACAUUCAUUGACCACGGAGGUAAGGCCAGUCUCAAUCAAAAUAUGGUUGCGGAUCGGAAUAUGCCUCUAAUUGACGCUGUUCGCCCGUCACCACGACAUGCUGCAAUCACCCUCUACCUUUCGCGCCUACUACGGUCAACCUGGAGGAGUGUUAUAGCCAAGGAGAAGAAAGAGAAGGAUAAGUACGUGGUUGAGCCUGCUGUUAAGAUCGAAAAACUUAGAUCAGUACAAGAAGAUCUUUCCGCCCUACAGAGAUUUUUCAAUGCCAACAAGAGCUUCAUCAAAGGACUGAGUGGGCCUGAUGAUCUGCCGCAGGCCGGUACACGGGAUGACGAGAUCGCUAUGCAGGGCGAGCACAGAGCGCUACACGCGGUAGUCAAGUUCGUUGCCAACACUAUCGAGGGCAUCUCAUUCGUGCAGGUCUUGUUCGAAGAGCGUGUCGAAGACAUUGUUCCACUGCUACCAGAAGCGUCCCGCCCAGAGCUCUUCAAGCUCACCUAUGAGGAGCUCUUCAGCACCAAGAUGGGCUUCGACCUUGCGAAAGAGCUUGUGAAGGCCAUCGUCAACCGGAACAUUGCUAAGGGCUCCAAUGUCGAGACGAUUGCGGAAUCGUUACGGCGACGCUGUGGCAACUUUUGCAGUGCUGAUGACGUUGUUAUCUUCAAAGCCCAGGAACUGCUGAAGCGCGCUGCGGAACAGGGCGCCAAUGCUGAGACUGCACGAAACCUGCUCAACGAUAGCUUGAGAUUAUUUGAAGAGGUAGCCCAUAGCCUCCCAAGGGACUACCUCAAGGCAGCUGUGAAACAGUACAUCGAGCUGAGGUUUUUCGCCGGAGCAAUCCAACUUAUUCUCAAGGUCGCGAAUGAAAUGGACAAGGCCAAUGAUGCCCACUCAUGGAUGCUGGAUGGUCGGCCUGAGGGCGAUCCAAGGAAAGAGAAGUUCGAGAAGCGACAGAAGUGUUACACUUUGGUUCACGAUGUUAUCGUCUCGGUUGACAAGAGCAUUGAGAAGGAGCCGACGUUCCUCGACGGACGACCGACCCUUCCUGCCAUCCGCCGGAAUGAGGCAUACGAUGUCAUCGCUAUGUCGAAUGACGAGCUCUUCUUGACGGACCUUUACGACUGGUAUCUAUCAAACGGCUGGGCUGAUCGCGUGCUUAGCACUGAAUCCCCAUUCAUCAUCAAGUAUCUGGAGCGCAAGUCUGCCGAAGACAUCGUCUACGCUGACCUGCUUUGGCGCUACUACGGCCAGACCAACCAAUAUCAGAAGGCCGCCACUGUGCAGCUUCAACUGGCCCAGUCUGGCUUCCAGCUUCCUCUCGAUCGUCGAAUUGAAUAUCUUUCGCGAGCUCGUGCCAAUGCCUCUACGUACACGCAAGGUGGAAACCGCAAGACCAAGCAAAAGCUUCUCCAGGACAUCUCGGAACUACUCGACAUUGCCAAUAUCCAGGAUGAAGUUCUUCAGCGACUACGAGAUGAGACUCGUCUCGACGAGAAUGCGAGGGCUGAAGUGCUAGAACAAGUUGAUGGCCCGAUUCUGGACAUCUCAACCCUCUUCAACAAAUUUGCCGACGCUGGUGGCUACUACGAUAUCUGUCUCCAGAUAUACAUGGUGGCAGAUCACCGCGAUCCCAGCACCAUUAAGGGCACGUGGCAACAGCUGUUAGACACGACACAUGAAAGAACCGUCAGCAAUGGCUCACCGCAGCCCUUCGAGGCCAUCGCAGAGGAGGUCCGCAGCCUCGGCGCCCGCCUACGCCUCUCAGAAGCCACCUUUCCCGUUCCAUUUCUGCUCCCGACUCUCCUCGGUUACAGCUACACCGCUCAACGUGACGUCGCGCCGGAACAUUGGGUCACCGAUAUCUUCCUGGGUCUCGGCGUAGCCCACGAGCAGCUCUUCGAUACGCUGGAGCAGAUGUUUUAUACGGAGGAGCGGCCAUUCCUCGGUAAAGCGAAGGGCGAGGUGAUCAGGGAGGCGCUGUAUGUCGCAGGCAAAUGGUGGAGUGAGAGCACGCGGACCGGCCUAGGUGGCGCGUUUGGAGGCGAUGAGGGUUGCGGGAGGGUGCUGGAGUUCCUGGAAGCUGCGAUUGCUGUGGGAGCGAGGCAGGGCUUUGACAGAGAUAUCUUGGAUGCGGCAAAGAGCGUGAGAGCGAGGGUAACAGAAUUCGUAGAAUGA